AAAGAAAUUAACCAUUGUGCUUGUUUCAGAGGGUUAUCGAAGCUAAAUCUGCGAUGUCAGACGACAUCUUGUACCGGGUAAUAACGGAAGCAGACGUGGACGAGGUAAUCCGGCUGAUGGAUGAAGACUUUUUCAAGGAAGAGAUCAUCGCAAAAAGCCUAGGUUUUGAAACGCCUCGGGAGACUAAAGCUUACUACGACACCAUGAUGGGGGUCUUUGUAGACUCAAAGCUCUCUGUUGUAGCGGUAGAUUCUUCUCAGGCGAAAAUUGUUGGCGUCAUUUUGAACCUUGUCUCCACGCCAGAUAAUCCCAAUGAAUUCAGCUUUGACACUGAUGACAAGGACACCAGCAAACUGGCCACGAUGGACAAAGUGUACGAUCCAGUGUAUGAUGACGUGGACUUCUACCAGCUCUACGAUACUUCAAUUCUAGUGGCCAACAGGGUAUUGUGCGUGUCCAAGAGCCAUAGACGUAAAGGCAUCGCUAUGGGUUUGAUAAGGUCAACGCUUGAGAAAAUCCGUUCGCAGGGAAUUCCUUGUUACGUCGUGGAGGCCACUAGUGCUUACACUCGGAUUAUGAUGGAACGAUUAAAUUUCGAUAAGAUUAGCGAGAAACCGUAUACAGAGCUUCUGGUUAAUGGCCAGCAGAUCGUUACGGACACAUCUGUCCACAAAUCAGUGUCACUACACGCAAAACGGUUGUAAAACAAUAACAUUGGACGAAAAAUCAUGGUUGACCAUUAUGUAUUACUUUCUCAGAGUGCAUGACGUUAAAGCGUAUAGGCGACGUCAUUUUCAAAGAAAAUUUGGUGGCUUUCUGUGAGGUACUUAUGAAGAACCUAUUCUUCUUGGGUUCCAUCCUAGUUUCUCAAAGUCAUCGACAAUUACCUUUCAAAUAAUCAUGGGAGAAUUGAUUUUUUUCUGGAUUACAAUCAAGGAUGAAAAAUGAACUUAGCUCAUUACAGGUGUUUUAUAGGAUUCCAAUACACGGCUGUGAAACUUUUUCUUAUAAUUGGUUGUUAAGAUCAUUACAGCGAAACGCCCAAAGAAAUAAUCUAUGGUAGCUAUUGGUUGUCGGGUUCAAUGGCAACGAAUUCUGUUUUAUAUCAACCAUGUUUUCUAUUUAGGUGAAAUUUUUACUGUUACCUUUUUAUGGAUAACUGAAUUAUACAUACAUGAUCUUUAAGACAUUUAUUAACAUUGUCAAGAAAGGGCACAAGGUUAAGCAGUCAUGAAUGACCAAAUACUUUUUUGAACAUCUGUCUGUAUUUGAAAUAGCUAUGUUUAAGAGUUAGACGUAAUGGUUUGGAUGGGUUAUCCAUAUAUUGUACACUAUCGUUUGCAACCGUUUAUAAACAUCUCACGGUGUGUUUUUUCAAUGAAGAAAAUUAUGGUAUAUUUCCAUCACUAUAAUGCCAUAGCAUUUUCUAUGAUACAUACUUUCAAAAGUGAGGAAAAGAAACCAUCAUUGGCAUUCAUAGUAUUUGGCUAUAGAAUAGAAUAACUUCUACGGUACUUCUCAGUAAUAUGUAUGCAGUGAAGUAUGCAAGGAAUUACUUUGUUCUGUUACUAGAUUGUAAUGUUUGCCCGUCAAAUGCCUUUC
Liolophura sinensis is the source of this 1602-nucleotide messenger RNA. RefSeq lists its product as uncharacterized. The record is from RefSeq and is a predicted model, not a curated record. NCBI's taxonomy places the organism in Eukaryota, Metazoa, Mollusca, Polyplacophora, Chitonida, Chitonidae. Gene Ontology annotation, molecular function: N-acetyltransferase activity. The transcript is spliced from 2 exons. The coding region runs from base 54 to 704 and encodes 216 amino acids.